GCUAGGCUAGGGGGAAGGGCACAGGCAGGACGGUGUGUGUGCCUGUUUGCAUGCAUCCCUCCCUCACUGCAGAUUGAACACGGCUCUUAGCACGGUAAAAGACUUUCAAAUACAACCACCAAAGAUCCUGCUUCUGCAAACGCAGGCCAAGAGAGCAGCCUUUACAAAAAUGGCAAGCGAGGACGGUUUCAGCUACCUCAUGGCAGGUCAAAAUGAGAAACACAGGCGGGCCCCGAACUGGACCGACGGCGAAAUGAAAGCCCUCCUGUACGUGUGGGAGGACCACCACCACGAACUGAAAAUGAGCAAGAGGAACGCCAAGGUUUACGAGAAGAUGUCCCAGAGGUUUUACCAGCUGACCGGAGAGCAGCGAUUCAAAGAGGAGAUCAAGAUGAAAAUCACCAACAUGUCAUUUCAAUUCAGGCGACUGAAAACCGUAGUUUGUGAAAGUGGGGAGACGCCGGACUGGCCGUAUUUCAAGGCCAUCGAGAAAAUCCUCUCCAAGCCGCUGGAUAACGGGCGGGUGAACUCUUUGGAGUUGCAGGACUCCGCUGCAGGUCCCUCCACUUCCUCCCAGUCUACAGACAACCUGGCGCCCCAGUCGGAGGAAGGGGUGAUGGGAUUCCUGCCAGAGUACACAGGCUCCUCAGAUGAGAUGGAGAUCAAACAAGAGCUGGACUCUUUGAGCUCUGACAGUGAGACGCACACGCAGGGCUCCAGCUCUCACCCGACUUCAGCCAGGAAAAGGCAUGCCAACAAGCACCUGUCCAUGAAGAGAAAGAAACUGCGGGUGAUGCAGGCCAUGUUACAGCAACAAAAGAAGUCGAGCCGGGCCAUAGAGGAGACGUGCAGGGAGGUCCGACGCGUCAUGCACCAACAGAACCUUCUGCAGGUCCAGUGUCUGCAGCUGCAGGAACGCAUGAUGAACCUUCUUGAGAAGAUGAUCCAGCCUCCUUCCGCCACGUCAGCAUCGUGGGGUCAGAGUGGGGUCAAAGAUCCAGUGAAGCCAUGAAGUGUGUGGGUUCUGGUGCACAGAGGGGGAGAUCAUGAUCUUGCCUCACUUAUAGCCUUGUUAAAGCAAGAAUAACAUAUAUUUAUUAUGGAUUUUAGUUCAAUACAGAACAUGUUUAAGGUCUAUAAUGUUGCAUAUGUCAAAGUGUAUCUCUUAUCAGUGCCGAGAGGUACAAACUUAUACUGUUACGAUUUUUAAAAGUGUCAUCAGCUUGAAUAUCAUUAAGGGCAUGGACCAUGUUAAUAACCAUAUUGACAAAUGAUGGUACUUAAAAAGCAUCUAAUGUUUGUCAGGCCCCAAUGUGUGCUUUUAUUGUAAGGAUAGCUGUAUCAGAUCUUCUGUCGUGAUAAUUUGUCAAGUACCCUAUUAAAAUCCCUGUGGGAACAACAGUGUUGCAAAAAACCACACUUAUCUUGUCACAUUUUCACUGUGCCAGGAUAAUUACGAGUUGAAAAACUUUGAUGCCGAAACAGAGCAAUGUGUAGUAGCAUUAUGAAGCAGAAGUUGAGGCAAUAAUGAAGGGAUUGGAAAUGUUGUCAGCAAAUGUCAAC
Molecule: messenger RNA, 1563 nt
Organism: Cyclopterus lumpus (lumpfish)
Lineage: Eukaryota; Metazoa; Chordata; Actinopteri; Perciformes; Cyclopteridae
Gene: msantd1
Product: Myb/SANT-like DNA-binding domain containing 1
Exons: 3
Coding region: 170-1012 (280 amino acids)
Biological process (GO): positive regulation of DNA-templated transcription
Cellular component (GO): nuclear body
Source: RefSeq, a predicted model, not a curated record